CCGACUGCUCUCAAUCAAUAGACCUAUUUGUCUUCCUCUCCUUCUGUUGCACUUUGUUUUUCCCCAGUAACCAAAAGUAGUUUAAUUCCUCUCAUUUCAGUGGCUUCAAUUGGUUUUGGUGGUUGUAUCUUCUGGGCCAGCUUUAGAAUCCAUGAACAAUGGAUUCUGGAAUUGAUACACAGACUCAAAAUGGGGCAUCGGAUAACUUAGCUGAUGUUGAGCUUAGAUUAAAUAACGAUGAUGCAAUUCUCGGAACUUCUGUUGGGGAGGUCUCUAAUAUUGGGCAAACUGAGCAAGUGGGUCAAAAUUCUGCAAGCUUGGAGGUUGAAGCAGAUGAACCAUAUGUGGGUCAGGAAUUUGAAUCAGAAGCAGCUGCACAUGCAUUUUACAAUGCAUAUGCACUGAGAGUAGGUUUCAGAACACGUGUAAACGAUCUAUCUCGCUCUAGGGUUGAUGGGUCUGUCAUUGCUCGAACACUGGUAUGUAACAAAGAGGGUUAUCGAGUGGCUGAUAAGCGUGAUAGGAAGAGUGUGAGACCUCGGCCCCCAACUAGGGUUGGUUGCAAGGCAAUGAUUUCAAUGAAGAAACUGAGUAAUGGAAACUGGGUGGUUGCAAAGUUUGUCAAGGAGCACGCCCAUUCCCUGACUCCUGGAAAGAGUGAAAACGGAUUGAAUGAUGAAUCUUCAGAUGAACAGAUAAAAAUCAAAGAAUUAACUCAACAGCUGAUGGUUGAGCGAAAGAGGUCUGCUUCAUAUAGAAAAAUCAUAGACCUCCUAUUUAAUCACAUUGACGACCACACUCAACACCUCUCACAAAAGAUCCUGCGCGUUAAUGACAUUCUCAAAGACAUCGCAUCCUCUGAAGCAAAAGGCCGUCAAAAUCUCCGCUAGUCUCCGACCAAUCAUUUUAAUAAUGUACUGAAAUAGAUGUAAAGGCUUCACAUUUGCUUUGUCACUGGAUUGUUAUGUUACCUUCAAAUUCAGCAUUAAACCUGCGAUGUAAUUCUCAUUGAGAAUCGAUCAAAUGUAUGAGGAUUAGUCGUUGGCUUGUUGCUUAUA
Molecule: messenger RNA, 1058 nt
Organism: Rosa chinensis
Lineage: Eukaryota; Viridiplantae; Streptophyta; Magnoliopsida; Rosales; Rosaceae
Product: protein FAR1-RELATED SEQUENCE 5
Exons: 3
Coding region: 159-890 (243 amino acids)
Source: RefSeq, a predicted model, not a curated record